UGGCCCUUAAAUAUUUUUCUUAUAUAUAGAAAGAAAAGUGUGAUUAUGGUUGGGUGGGAUGGAGGUUCGGAGUUUUGAUUAGAAUUUGAGUACCUUUUCCAAGAUUAACUUUUGCAUUGGAACAGUGAUGGUGAAUUACGGGAUUUAAUAUUGGAACACAGAAUAAUACAUUUUUGUUAUUUUACCUUCUUGGCUGUUACACACCAUACACUUAAAACUGUUUUUUCUAAUACCUAACAUUUUGAUAGAUUUUGGGUUUAAUGUAUGAAAUUGUAGUGAAAUGUUUCUCAUUGCUUUCUAGCACUGUUGAUAACAUCUUCCUGUUACAGAAUAAAGAAUACCACGUACAGAUAAAAGUAAUUUUUCUUAAAAAACUUGGAUUUUAGAUAUCAAUUAUUGUUUAUAACAAGUUGAAACCAAAUAAAAGUAAUCCCUGUUUCUUGAGUUCUUGAUGAUUUUAAGUUCUAGCUAUAUAGAACUCAGAACACACAGAGUUCUAUUGUGAUGCUAGUUUUGGGUCUGUGAUGCUGAUAGAGAAUUCUAAAAGUUAGAGCAACAGUCUCCAUUUUGUCUUGUGCUUUUGAAUCUUCUUUCUUGAUGUGCUUUCUCCCUGUCAUCUGUUACUCUUCUUCUCAUCUUUCCUUACCAUGCCCCUCACAACCAAACUAAAUUUGAGAGAACUUACAAAAUGACAUUUUAUGAUUUUUGUUUUGAUUACAGCAUAAGCUGUGGCCAUGACUACUGAAGUAGGCUCUGCGUCUGAAGUGAAGAAGGACUCUAGCCAGUUAGGAACAGAUGCAACCAAGGAAAAACCUAAAGAAGUAGCAGAAAAUCAGCAGAAUCAGUCUUCCGAUCCAGAGGAGGAAAAAGGUUCCCAGCCACCUCCUGCAGCUGAAAGCCAAAGUAGUCUACGCCGCCAGAAGAGAGAGAAGGAAACAUCGGAGAGCAGGGGUAUUUCUCGGUUCAUACCGCCAUGGCUUAAGAAGCAAAAGUCAUAUACCUUAGUAGUGGCCAAAGAUGGAGGAGAUAAAAAAGAGCCUACCCAAGCUGUUGUUGAAGAACAGGUCUUAGAUAAAGAGGAACCCCUUCCAGAAGAACAGAGACAGGCUAAGGGUGAUGCUGAAGAAAUGGCUCAGAAGAAACAAGAGAUUAAAGUUGAAGUCAAGGAAGAAAAACCCUCAGUGAGCAAGGAAGAAAAACCCUCAGUGAGCAAAGUGGAGAUGCAGCCUACUGAAUUAGUAAGUAAGGAGAGAGAAGAGAAGGUAAAAGAAACACAGGAAGACAAAUUAGAAGGAGGAGCAGCAAAAAGGGAGACCAAGGAAGUGCAGACCAAUGAGCUGAAAGCAGAGAAGGCAUCUCAAAAAGUCACCAAGAAGACCAAAACUGUCCAGUGUAAAGUGACCCUCUUAGAUGGCACCGAAUACAGCUGUGACCUGGAGAAACAUGCCAAGGGACAAGUGUUAUUUGACAAAGUGUGUGAACACCUCAAUCUCUUGGAGAAAGACUACUUUGGACUUUUGUUUCAGGAAAGCCCUGAGCAGAAAAACUGGUUAGAUCCUGCUAAAGAAAUAAAGAGACAACUGAGAAACCUUCCAUGGCUAUUCACUUUUAAUGUGAAGUUUUAUCCUCCUGAUCCUUCUCAAUUGACUGAAGAUAUCACCAGAUACUUCUUGUGCCUUCAGCUCCGGCAGGACAUUGCCUCUGGCCGCCUGCCCUGCUCUUUUGUGACUCAUGCUCUCCUGGGAUCCUACACCCUGCAGGCUGAACUUGGUGACUAUGACCCAGAAGAACAUGGCAGCAUCGACCUCAGUGAAUUCCAGUUUGCCCCUACUCAGACUAAGGAGCUGGAAGAGAAGGUGGCAGAGCUGCACAAAACCCACAGGGGCUUAUCGCCAGCACAAGCUGAUUCCCAGUUCUUAGAAAAUGCAAAGAGGCUUUCCAUGUAUGGUGUUGACCUGCAUCAUGCCAAGGACUCAGAAGGUGUGGACAUCAAGCUGGGCGUGUGUGCUAAUGGACUUCUCAUUUACAAAGACAGACUGCGAAUCAAUCGUUUUGCUUGGCCGAAAAUCUUAAAAAUUUCCUAUAAACGCAGUAACUUUUACAUUAAAGUCAGACCAGCAGAGCUGGAACAGUUUGAGAGUACCAUUGGAUUCAAACUGCCAAACCACCGGGCAGCGAAAAGACUAUGGAAAGUGUGCGUGGAGCAUCAUACUUUCUACAGGCUUGUUUCUCCAGAGCAGCCACCAAAAGCCAAGUUCCUGACCUUGGGGUCCAAAUUUCGCUAUAGUGGCCGCACCCAAGCACAGACCCGCCAGGCCAGCACCCUCAUAGAUAGGCCAGCACCACACUUUGAGCGCACUUCUAGUAAACGGGUCUCCAGGAGUCUAGAUGGAGCUCCGAUUGGUGUCAUGGACCAAAGUCUUAUGAAGGAUUUUCCUGGCGCUGCUGGGGAGAUUUCAGCCUAUGGACCUGGACUUGUCAGCAUUGCCGUGGUACAAGAUGGGGACGGCAGGAGGGAAGUGAGAAGCCCAACUAAAGCCCCACAUUUGCAGCUCAUUGAAGGAAAGAAAAAUUCCUUGAGAGUAGAAGGGGAUAAUAUUUAUGUCAGACAUAGCAAUUUAAUGUUGGAGGAACUGGAUAAGGCCCAGGAGGACAUACUGAAACAUCAGGCUAGCAUUAGUGAACUCAAGCGCAAUUUUAUGGAAUCCACACCUGAGCCGCGCCCUAAUGAAUGGGAAAAACGACGUAUCACACCUCUGUCCCUACAGACACAAGGGAGAAAAGGAGACCAUCUUUUCAAGGAUAUUUUAUCCGUGAAGGAGAAGUACCUGAUGCCGACAACACGGACAGUUGAAGAAAAAGCUCAGGAGACGGACAAGAGCCUAGAAGAGGAGAUAACAUCAAUUUUGUUUAGUGAAAAGGGCUUUUCUGAUAGCAUGAAAGCCACCUUCACUUCAGCCACCACUUGGACAGCAGAGGGCGCUGUUGUGAGCGCUAAUGCACCUUCUGAAAAGCUUUCUUCCUCGCCCUUCUCACACUUGCUUGAGACACGUGCUCCUGAGUCAGAAGGGCCUUGCACUGGAGCCAGGGAUGCUGUUAAGAGUUCACAUGAGACUCUGAAUAUAGUGGAGGAGAAGAAGCGGGCAGAGGUUGGGAAAGACGAAAGAGUAAUCACAGAAGAAAUGAAUGGUAAAGAGAUAUCACCUGGGAGUGGUCCUGGGGAGAUUCGUAAGGUGGAGCCUGUGACACAAAAAGACUCCACCUCCCUGUCUUCUGAGAGCAGCAGCAGCAGCAGUGAGAGUGAGGAGGAAGACGUGGGAGAGUACCGUCCCCACCACCGAGUGACCGAGGGCACCAUCAGGGAGGAACAGGAGUAUGAAGAAGAGGUGGAGGAAGAACCCCGCCCGGCAGCCAAGGUAGUAGAGAGGGAGGAAGCAGUGCCCGAAGCCAGCCCAGUCACACAAGCAGGUGCCAGUGUAAUCACAGUAGAAACAGUGAUCCAGGAAAAUGUAGGUGCCCAAAAGAUACCCGGAGAGAAGAGUGUACACGAAGGUGCUCUUAAGCAAGACAUGGGAGAAGAAGCAGAGGAAGAGCCACAGAAAGUUAACGGAGAGGUGUCCCAUGUUGACAUUGAUGUUUUGCCACAAAUUAUUUGUUGUUCAGAGCCACCAGUGGUAAAAACAGAGAUGGUAACAAUUUCUGAUGCCUCACAAAGGACAGAAAUCUCCACCAAGGAAGUCCCCAUUGUCCAAACUGAGACCAAAACCAUCACAUAUGAGUCUCCACAGAUUGAUGGCGGGGCUGGUGGUGAUUCGGGCACGUUACUGACCGCACAAACCAUCACAUCUGAGUCCGUGUCAACAACGACAACCACACACAUCACCAAGACUGUAAAAGGUGGAAUUUCUGAAACAAGAAUUGAGAAACGCAUUGUGAUCACAGGAGAUGGAGAUAUUGAUCAUGACCAGGCACUGGCUCAGGCGAUCAGGGAAGCCAGAGAGCAGCACCCUGACAUGUCGGUCACAAGAGUGGUGGUACACAAAGAAACAGAGUUGGCUGAGGAAGGGGAAGAUUAAGUAAGAAAGUCAUUUUUUAAACAACACUCAACUUUGUGAACCCCUGAAGAUUUUUUGACCGUUCCAAGUCUUAAUGCCACACCACUAUUCCAGCGAAUUUAUGCUACAACUGGUAACAAUGACCAGAAGCCUGAAGAAUUAAAAUGCCAACACCAAACCUUUCCUUACCAGCUCUGGUCUAUAUUGCUCCCAUGCAUUUAAUAUAUUAUUUUGUUUUAUAACCACUUCUAAAUAUUCUCGGUUCUUUCUUUUUGUUGUUGUUAAUUAAGGGGUUUUGGUUUUGUUUUGUGUUUACUUUGUGUGCAACUACCUGCUUUUAAUGACUCACUUUGAUCAAAUGACAGUGAACAAAGCCAGCCCAAGCUGGUAAGGUGCUGUUCACUUGAACAGGUGCUGUUGUGCAGAAAGGAAACUCUGUGACUAAUUUAGAUAGUGGCUUUCCUUCUUCUGGAUUCUUUUCAUUGAAUUCUCACAGUAAAUAUUUACGGAGUUUUCAAAUUGCAGCAAAUAUACUGUAUGAGAAAAUAUUAAUACAGAUUAAAAGCCUUUCUUACAUCUUGAAAAUUUUCUAAUAUUUGAGAAUUUCACAGGGAUGUUUUUUAUAUUGGACCCUUUUGACUUUCCAGUCCUGUGACUUUCUACUUUUAGUAGAGAGUCAGAAUCUCUGGACUGGAGAAUAAUGAAGAAGUUCACUGACUGUGCACUGUGCUUAGAGACCCUGCCGCACCACAGUGCCAAUGCUUGUCAGACACAUGCCCUUCGGCAGCAUUCCAGAACAGGAGGGAAGAGAAACUUUCUUCCCUUCUACUAAAAGAUUCAGGCAGCUUAAAACCUUAGUGCUUUCUUUCUUAACAUACCCAAAUUUCAAUUCUUUCCAUUAUUUGAACACUUGGGUAGAACUCUUGCUUUGUAUUAAACCUCUUUGUCUACACAUGUAAAACUGACCUUUUGUUAUUGAGCAGGCCUAUCUCUUUCAGAUAGUUUUAUGAUUCACACAGGUUUGAGGAUGCUGGGGAGAGGGGGAGGGGGCUGUGGUGGUGUUCUGUUGGUUACAAGAAAGUUAUACCAUUUAAAGCUGGCACCAGAGACCUGAUAGGGACUUAUUAACUAUAUUGAACAUUUUUUCCUUUGCCUUUGACCCUAUGUAUAGUUACGAUGCCAGAUUAGAUUUAUAGCAGCCUCAAGUUGUAUUAAAUGAUAUUUUGCUUCCUGUAAUACUAUUAUAAAAUAAAGUUUGUUUAUUCUCUAAA
Messenger RNA from Pan troglodytes (chimpanzee), 5326 nucleotides. It is a transcript of the gene EPB41L2, whose product is annotated as erythrocyte membrane protein band 4.1 like 2. The record is from RefSeq and is a predicted model, not a curated record. Gene Ontology annotation, molecular function: structural molecule activity; actin binding. The coding region runs from base 735 to 4076 and encodes 1113 amino acids. Gene Ontology annotation, biological process: actomyosin structure organization; cortical actin cytoskeleton organization. Lineage: Eukaryota; Metazoa; Chordata; Mammalia; Primates; Hominidae. The transcript has 22 exons. Gene Ontology annotation, cellular component: cytoskeleton; plasma membrane.